AUGACGGUCGUUCUAGUAAUAGGGGCCAAUGGAUACACGGGAACGCCGAUUGUACAUUCGCUACUUGAACAUGGAAUGAAAGUGGAAGUUCUAGCUCAACAAAAGAGUCUGCGAGAUCCUACAAAACGGCUACAGUUCGAUGCAUUCAAAGCUAAAGGAGCUGGAAUUCGUGUGGGAUCAAUCCAAGACCUCGACUCUGUAAAACAAGCUCUCAUCGGUGUCGACAUCGUCAUUUCUUGUGUCGUAUAUGGAUAUUUACUUGAACAGAUUCCACUUGCUCGAUUGUGCAAGGAUGCUGGAGUGAAAAGGUUUGUUCCAAGUGAUUUCUCUACGUAUUGCCCACCAAAUGUGAUGGCUUUACAGGAUAAGAAAUAUAUGGUACAUAAGGCAAUCAAGGAAAUGGGACUGCCAUAUACAUUCAUCAACUCUGGAUCCUGGUACGAAGUGCUACUACGCGAGAUUGAUGGUACACCAAUGGACCCAGUUCCCUCUGAUUUCAAACCGGACUUGAACUUUCGGACAUAUGGCGAUGGUCAUUGCUUGAAUGCCUCGACUGAUCUACCAGAAGUUGGGGAGCUUGUCGCUAGAAUCGUGGUAGAUCCACGAACUUUGAAUCAGUCAGUCUUUAUAUGUGGAGAUGCAUUGUCUAUUACCCAAAUGGCUGAUAUUUAUGAGUCGGUCACGAAACGAAAGUUGAAAAAAACCAAGAUGGACGAAGCACGUCAUUUAUCUCGUAUUCAAGAACUUCGUAACCAGAUUGGGCCUCUUGACAAGAAUCCUGAGCUGCCUCGUGAACUCUUGCUAAGAGAGUACGGAUUAAGCAGAUGGAUUCGAGGAGACAAUGAUCCUUCAAAGCUACCGUCUUCAAUCAUGAAAGCUUCCGAUCUAUACCCAGACUUCAAAUUCAAGAAAUGGGAGACGUGGAUGAAGGAACGAUUUAAUGCCAGCAAACUGUAG
This is a messenger RNA of Synchytrium microbalum, 957 nucleotides long. RefSeq lists its product as uncharacterized. Bases 1 to 957 code for a protein of 318 amino acids. The transcript is spliced from 6 exons. The record is from RefSeq and is a predicted model, not a curated record. Lineage: Eukaryota; Fungi; Chytridiomycota; Chytridiomycetes; Synchytriales; Synchytriaceae.